AUGGCCGGCGGUACCAGGCCUCAACCCACACGGGAAUUGAAAAAGCCAGCAUUACGAGGUCCAACUAGGCCACGAGCUUCUGUGGUCCACGAGCGAGUGGAAACCCCGAAGGCAUCUUCACGGACGCAGACCCCCAGCGCGACACGAGCGCAGAGUUCGCCUACUGAACAGACUAGCAAUAAACGAAAGGAGCGCGAUUUCGAACAGAAUGUUUCUGGCGACACCAAUAUCCGCGUCAUUGUCCGUUGUCGGGGGAGGAGUGACCGCGAAGUCAAGGAGAACAGUGGCGUUGUUGUGUCUACUGAAGGGGUGAAGGGGACGACGGUCGAAGUGUCUAUGGGGCCAAAUGCACUGGGAAAUAAAGAGUAUCAGUUCGAUAAAGUCUUCUCGCCUGCAGCGGACCAGGCUAUAAUAUUCGAAGAUGUUGUCACGCCAAUAUUGAACGAGAUGCUCUCAGGGUAUAAUUGUACCAUUUUUGCAUAUGGGCAAACGGGGACCGGGAAAACGUAUACAAUGUCUGGCGAUAUGACUGAGACCCUUGGUCUGUUAUCGGACGGUGCUGGCAUAAUUCCGCGUAUUCUUCACGCCCUAUUUAAAAAAAUCGAAGACGUCGACAGUUCCGUCAAAUGCUCUUUCAUCGAACUUUACAACGAGGACCUCAGAGAUCUCCUUUCGUCUGAAGAAAAUGUCAAAUUGAAAAUAUACGAGGAGGGCGUGAAAAAAGGCCACAAUGGUACCAUGAUUCAAGGUGUGGGCGAAACGUAUAUUAAUUCUGCAUCGGCCGGAAUUAAACUGCUUCAGGAAGGGAGUUAUCGGCGGCAAGUUGCUUCGACAAAGUGCAAUGACCUCAGUUCACGAAGCCAUAGUAUAUUCACAAUUACCACAUUUCUCAAACGAGUUUCGGACAAGGGCGAAGAGUAUAUAUGCAGUGGAAAACUAAAUCUUGUUGAUCUCGCUGGAAGUGAAGACAUUCGACGUAGUGGCGCCGAAAAUAAGAGGGCUACGGAAGCAGGAUCGAUAAACAAGAGUCUACUUACACUUGGGCGAGUCAUCAAUGCACUUGUUGACAAAAGUCCUCAUAUACCAUAUCGGGAAUCUAAACUUACAAGGCUCCUUCAAGACUCAUUGGGUGGCCGUACAAAGACUUGCAUUAUUGCAACAAUCUCCUCAGCCCGCUGCAACUUGGAAGAAACCAUGUCCACGCUUGAUUACGCUUUUCGGGCAAAGAAUAUCCGUAAUAAGCCUCAAAUAAAUUCAUCUAUUUCCAAAAAAGCUCUGUUGCGAGAAUUUACGACUGAGAUUGAGAAACUGCGAAGUGAUCUGAUUGCUACAAGGCAGAGAAACGGUGUUUACCUUUCGGCAGAAAAUUACGAGGAAAUGACCGUGGAAAGCGAAUCUCGCCGUAUUCUAAGUGAGGAGCAACGGGCGAAGAUUGAGACCAUGGAAAUAAACUUGAAAACAAAAGUUCAAGAGUACCUCGCCCUGACAAGCAACUUCAAUGACAUGAAAAAAACCAAUGAAUCAACGCAGACCACCUUAGAUCAAACAAAAAGCCUUUUGGAACAAACAGAACUAAUUCUGAGCAAGGCUCAGAAGAAUCUAAAGGAAGAGACGGCUUUGCGCCAUGCACAUCAAGCGACCGAACAGAAGUUACACGAAGUUGGCUCAAGUCUAUUGUCGGUUAUUGAUCAGUCUGUUACGGAUGUUUCUGGGCUUCGCUCCAAGAUCAGAAGGCGAUCAGUUCUUCACAAGCAGAACAAGAAUGCUUGGGAAGACUGCACUGGCAGGGUACUGGACGUUGCUAAGUCAGUUGACGAUAGGAUGACUCUUCUCCACUCACAACAUUCAGCACUUAUAAAAAGCCUCACUUCUCGAGUCGAAGCUUUUGUAAGCAGUGAGCUAGAGGCUCUCAAAAAGAGUCGGGCACUUUUUGCCGAUCAAGAAUUUUCACUUUCUACGUUUGAAGAGGACUCCAAGGCCCAAAAUUACAGGAAUCGCGAUACUAUGAAUAAGGUACUGGAAGAAAUUAAGGUGCUAAGGGAAGAUGUUCAGGUGAAAGUUGGAGAAGGUUUAAAUGGACUCUCCUCUGCUGCGGCUAGGAUCUCUGGGGAAGUUAUACAGGAGCUUCAGCAAUUUGACUCCGAGCUACACUCAAUGUAUGGUCUUCUAAGCGGCGACUUUACCGAUUUGUUCAAAUUGAUCGUGGACCACCUUCGCUCUCAAAGAGAAGAGGUCGACAGUCUCCGCACGCAGCUCCGGAAGGCCAACGAGAAAGCUAUAGAAGCAAAUGAAAAAGCGGCUUUGCGAUUAGAAUCUACGAUAACGGAAGAAAGACAAGCCGCGGAUGCGGAACGUUCUAUCCUUGCCUCACAAAUACAAAACCUCUUAAACGAGUCAAGUGACCGACAAGCCGCCCGCUUUAAAGAUAGUAUCGAUAGCGUCAAGACUGAGAUGCGAAUGUCAGGAGAAUCACUUCAACAGUCUCAUGACAAAUCCUUUGAUGCCUUGGAUAACUGGGAUAGAAAAGAAGACGAAUUGCUUCGGAAAGUGCUUAAAUCGGAAUCGGAAUUGAAAUCCAAGAUGAAGGACCAUUUAGAUCUUUUCAUAUCGCGAAACACAUCAAUACACAAAACCACCAACACAGUUCACGAGCAAACAGUUCAAAUUGUUGAUGAGCAAAAGAAAGAUAUGGCUGUUCAAAUGGAAGCCCUAGAUGAUUUUGUCAGGAGAGCCCGAUCCCAGAACAACCAGCACUGCGAGGCAAGCAAUGGCGUCGCCCAUGACCUUGGGCAAAGGGUCCGAGAAGGGCAUCAGCAACAGCUUCAGCACUUAGAGGAUUUUGAGGAGCGCGGAGCCACAUUCCGUACAACUAUGCAAUCUGAAAAUAAAUCACUUGGGGCUCUGGUGAAGAGUGCUACAUCUGACGCGAAGCAAUCAUUAUCGGACUUGCAGUCUCAGGUCCAAGCAACGCCUAUGGCAGAAUACGUCCCAACCGGGACCACCCCUGAGAAGACCACAUAUAAAUAUGAAGCCACGCUCCCACGGACGGAAUCACACUCCGUUAUACUUGCAAGGCUAGGAUCACCACGUGGUCCGUCGGCCUCACCAUCUCCAUCCUAUACACCACUAGCCUCUCCUUCAUUACGACAUGAGCAAUCGCCGACUAAGUCGAUAGUGUAUCAUGAUUCAGAUAACAAUGUUGAAGACGAAAAGCCCUUGCCUGCUGAUUCCCCUGAGGAAUUGGAUCCAUCAUCGCCGACGAAGCUGAGAGAAGUCGAUAUAAAUGUCAUGAAUAAUCCGAUCCUAGAGCCAGUGGUUGCUGAAACAGGACACAGCAAUGAAAGCUGUAAGGACACUGAACCCCCGCCUCUUAAGCGACAUCUUUCCUCGUCCGUUGCAGCUGCAUCAAAUUUGACUGGCGAGACAAAAAUUCCGACAAAACGGAUGACUCGCAGGAAUGCCAAAGGAGCUGUAGGCGGCGUUGGCGGCGGAAGAGAGAACAUUUCAAUACCCACUCUGAAUGCAAGCUCGAGGAUCAAUGCAAGGAGAGUGAGAAGCGGCCCUGCGCCUCACUGA
Microsporum canis CBS 113480 is the source of this 3576-nucleotide messenger RNA. RefSeq names its product kinesin heavy chain isoform 5A. The coding region runs from base 1 to 3576 and encodes 1191 amino acids. The transcript has 5 exons. Lineage: Eukaryota; Fungi; Ascomycota; Eurotiomycetes; Onygenales; Arthrodermataceae. Gene Ontology annotation, molecular function: ATP binding; microtubule binding; plus-end-directed microtubule motor activity. Gene Ontology annotation, cellular component: spindle microtubule; nucleus. The record is from RefSeq and is a predicted model, not a curated record. Gene Ontology annotation, biological process: mitotic spindle assembly; microtubule-based movement.